UGCCAGCAUUUUGACAACAUAGCAAAGUUGAAAACCCAAAGGGAAAAUCAGUGUCCGCCAAAGAUCCAUUAUGCAGACAGAAAAGCCAGAAACCUUUUGACAGUCUGGGCCCUGGGAGUCCUCCCCAGGCCUUGGCUCUGGGCCUUGGGGUCAUCCCCAUCCUCCAGAUGAGGAAACUGAGGCUCAGAACACAGUGGCCUUGCCUGAGGUGCCUGAGCACAGAAGUGGGAGCCCCAGAAGCUAUACUCAAACACCCUUGACCUUUAAACCUGCCCACACACACUUUUGUGCCACGCAGGCAGGAUGGAAGCUCAGUGGGUAUCCUCAGGCACAUCAGCCCCUCUCCUGGGACAUUUAGUCCAGCCACAGGAGUGUCCUGGGGAAUUGCAGGCACGGACCAGCCCGGAGGCAUGGGAGGCAACUGGCAGAAUUGUAGGCAAGUGAGGGUGCCUGCAGUGCAGAACCCAGCCGAAGGCCACACACACUACAAUGGGACCUCACUCUGUCCCCUGGAGCAGUGGAAGGGCAGUGACCAAGGAUAAGUUCUGUAGGCCAGAUGUCCCCUCGUCCCACUGGCAUCUGGGUCUCCGUGGGGAGCCUCGGUGCCAUCAGCCCCAUCCACUGUGAUGCUAGACUGGGGCCAGUGCCUCCUCCAAGGUCUCUGUACCCAAAAGGGCAGAACUCUUGCCCCAGCUCGCAAAUGGAUUCAGACCCUCUGUGGCUCCUGUCUCCUUUGGAAUCCAAUACAAACUGCUCCCCAAGCCCUUGAGGCUCCUAAGCUGCCCCCCCACACACACACACACACCUCCCUCUAUACUUCCCAUCCCCAGGUCAGCUACACCGGUUCUCUCUGUGCUUCUCGGCAUGCUGGGUGGCUCUUGCCUCAGGGUCUUUACACCUGCCACUCCCACCACUCCCCCCCCCCACCUCCUGGCUGGCUCCUCCUCUGCCCAGGGGUCACUUUUUCCUUCCAGACCUACCCACCCACCUGUGUUGUUCCUAUCUUCAUAUAUGUUGGGCCGUCGUGCUCCCAGCCAUGUCCCAUGUCCAACACAGGGUCUGGCACACUGCAGGGUCUCAGUCCACCUUGGUGGUAGGGUGGGGUCCACCCCUGAUUGCCCCAUCACCCCAGGAGGAGAAGGAGAAGCGGCGCCUGGAGCAGCUGGAGCGCAAAAAGGAGGCCCAGCGCUUGCUGGAGGAGGAGGACUCGAAGCUCAAGAGCAGCAAGGCCCCCCGGGUAGCUGUGCCAAGCAAAGUCACCCGUGCCCAGAUUGAGGAGACGCUCCGCAGAGACCAUCAGCACAAGGAAGCCCAAGAACCAGCCGAGAAAGUCAAGAGCCACCUGGAGGUGCCACUGGAGGAAAACGUGAACCGCCGAGUGCUGGAGGAGGGCAGCUUGGAGGCGCGCACCAUCGAGGACGCCAUCGCGGUGCUCAGCGUGGUGGAGGAGGCCGGAGACAGGCACCCAGAGCGCCGCAUGCGGGCUGCUUUCACCGCCUUUGAGGAGGAACAACUGCCUCGGCUCAAGCAAGAGAACCCCAACAUGCGGCUGUCGCAGCUGAAGCAGCUACUCAAGAAGGAGUGGCUGCGCUCACCAGACAACCCCAUGAACCAGCGGGCCGUGCCCUUCAACACCCCCAAGUGAGCCCCGAACUGGGGGAGCAGCCCCACGAACUGGGGGAGCCGCCCUAGGGGCGGUCAGGGUCGUGAUCCUGCUGCCGUCUCACCGGGUCAGGUCCCAGGGUUAGAGAGGCCCGGGCCAGUGCGUGUCCUGGGGGCUAGUUGGCAUCAUCAGCCAUGCCCCCCCGCCCAGGGUCCCUGCUGUGAGUGACACCCACCGCCCUCCCGUGUGCAGUCCUGGGCUGAUGCCCAAUAAAGGUGGUGGGUGAGGCA
This is a messenger RNA of Myotis brandtii (Brandt's bat), 1893 nucleotides long. It is a transcript of the gene CCDC124, whose product is annotated as coiled-coil domain containing 124. Bases 1037 to 1645 code for a protein of 202 amino acids. Gene Ontology annotation, molecular function: transcription coactivator activity. The transcript is spliced from 3 exons. Gene Ontology annotation, biological process: transcription by RNA polymerase II. Lineage: Eukaryota; Metazoa; Chordata; Mammalia; Chiroptera; Vespertilionidae. The record is from RefSeq and is a predicted model, not a curated record. Gene Ontology annotation, cellular component: nucleus.